AUGAAAUGGACGAACGAGAUGAUACUCAGUCUUACAUUGGAGGUUAUUCGCCAGCCAAGAAUAAUCGACGUUGAUCUCAUGUCAACAGAAUGCUCCCUCGGUGGCUACGCACAGCUUGUCUGCGUGGUUCUAGCCAAUGGGAAACCGAAUAUUUCGAUUGACUUCAGUUCUACCGCCGGCCAAACAACCCAGCCCAUCGGCGCGGAGGAGAGCAUGCUGGGUGGAGACAGAGGUGAUUGGCGUCAGCUGACCGAGUCCUACAGCUUGAGGAUCUAUCGGUCCGAACUGGAUACAGAAAGGCCCAUGCUGCAUAGACUUACAAUUAACAUUAGAGGUGCUCAGAGGGAACACCACGGUGCCUAUCGAUGUCGCGUGACUAACGCGGCUGGCCAGGCUCAGUACGUGGGUGAAAUCCGGGUUCGGUCGGAGCCGCAGCUUACCAUCCACCCCGUACAGUCCACCUACUUCCUCGGCCGUCGUCCGCUGAUCAUCUCCUGCCUCGUCUCUGGCUAUCCAUUGGCUGUAGCCAAUCCCGCCGCCGUCGAAAUCGAGAGCAAGGUUGCACCCGAAUGGGCAGUAAAUCAUGAGACAACUACUUUAAAGGGCUGGGACCCGAAAUGA
Messenger RNA from Dibothriocephalus latus, 621 nucleotides. The record is from the annotation of a GenBank genome assembly. Lineage: Eukaryota; Metazoa; Platyhelminthes; Cestoda; Diphyllobothriidea; Diphyllobothriidae.